Molecule: messenger RNA, 2982 nt
Organism: Scatophagus argus
Lineage: Eukaryota; Metazoa; Chordata; Actinopteri; Scatophagidae
Gene: fscn2b
Product: fascin actin-bundling protein 2b, retinal
Exons: 6
Coding region: 844-2445 (533 amino acids)
Biological process (GO): cell migration; establishment or maintenance of cell polarity; actin filament bundle assembly
Cellular component (GO): actin cytoskeleton; cytoplasm
Molecular function (GO): protein-macromolecule adaptor activity; actin filament binding
Source: RefSeq, a predicted model, not a curated record
UGUGUGUGUGUGUGCAUUGUUUCUACUUACCUGUCUUUAUGUGUCACAGAAAGACGCGAAGUGCAGGAGCUCAGAAUAAAGCACAGAGGCAGAGAAAGGCAGGAUUAUACACAUGGCAGGUUAGAGAAAAGCACACGGAGAAGGAGAGGAUGGGAGGAAAAAGCGACAGAGAGAGGCUUAAGAUUACAGAGGCAAAAACCCUUUGUUGCGGAGUUCAGUUGUGAUGGACGGCUUAUGUUUAGGGAAAGAGUGAAGGAGUCCUUCAGUGUGCUACCAUAAAAUUUGCAGGAUCGCUGAGGAUGUUCUUCUUCACUGAUCAAACUUUUGUGUGACAAACAAGCAACCUGGACUUCAAGGAAGGUGAAGAAGAGAGUCAGAUUAUUGGAUGCAAUCCCAAGAUAGUAGGCAAAGGAGCCAAAGGAGGGGCAAUAACAAAAUCCCCAGUGAGGGCUAAUCAGGGGGGACCAGGUGACUGAGCCUUCAGGGUGAAUAACAAGUCAAACAGGAGUGAGGCUGGAUGAGAGAGCACUGUUCAUUGAGGGAGGGACAGGGUUAGCGUCAACUGCAGAAGUGAAGAUAAACAGUCUAGAUCAAAAUUAGUCUACUUGGGACUAAAGAGAGAUCAGGGCUGACUCAAGUCUUUGCCGCUUCUAACCUGAUUAGGCUUUGGAGAAGUAGUGGUCGAGGGGAGCCGGGAUACCAGGGGAACGUGAGAGCCAGCAAGAGAAGAAGAGGAAAGAAAGAAUUACAAGAGGACCCUUGGUGAAAGAAGCCUCUUAAAUCUGAGAGCUGGAAUUAGAGCCACAGAAACUGCAAAGGGAAAGCCACAAAACCACAGUGAAGAUGCCUGCUAACGGGAACCGCCCCUUGAAGUUGCAGUUUGGUCUGAUCAAUCAUGAGGGUCGCUACCUCACUGCUGAGACCUUUGGCUUCAAGGUGAAUGCGUCAGCACCGAGUCUGAAGAAGAAGCAGAUAUGGACUCUGGAGCAAGACUCCCAGGACACCCAGAUUGUCUACUUGCGCAGCCAUCUGGGACGCUACUUGGCCUCUGACAAGGAUGGCAAAGUCACUUGUGAGGCUGAUGGGCACAAUUCUGACUGUCGCUUCCUCAUCGUGGCACAAUCAGAUGGUCGCUGGGCUCUGCAGUCUGAGCAGCACCUGCGCUUCUUUGGUGGCUCUCGGGACUACCUGUCCUGCUUUGCUCAGGUUAUCACAGAUGCCGAGCUGUGGGCAGUACACUUGGCUUUACAUCCUCAGGCCAACCUACUAUCUGUGGCCCGCAAGCGUUAUGCCCACCUCUCUAUGGAGGAUGGGGAAAUCGCUGUGGAUGUAAACAUUCCCUGGGGGGUGGCAGCGCUCCUGACACUUGUCUACCUGGAUGGGAAGUACUGCCUUAAGACCUGUGAUGGCCGCUUUCUCAGCAAUGAUGGGAAGCUCUUGACGCAGAGUGGUAAGGCUACGGCGUAUACGCUAGAGCUGAAGUGCGGGAAGCUGGCCUUUAAAGACUGUGAGGGGAAGUAUUUGUCUCCCAUGGGGCCUACAGGAACCCUGAGAUCUGGACGGUGCUCUAAGCCAGGCAAAGAUGAACUGUUUGACCUAGAGGAAAGCCACCCACAGGUAGUUCUGAUGGCAGCCAAUCGGCGAUACGUCUCCAUAAGACAAGGAGUGAGCCUUGCAGCCAAUCAGGAAGACGAGACAGACAUGGAGACAUUUCAGAUGGAAAUUGACAAAGAAACCAGGAAGUGUACAUUCCGCACCAGCCAAGGGAACUACUGGGCUCUGGUGGCCCACGGGGGCAUCCAGAGUACUGCCACCGAAGUGUCAGCAAACACAAUGUUUUCAGUGGAGUGGUGUGGCCAGAAGGUGGCACUAAAAGCUAACAAUGGAAAAUACAUCUGCACCAAGAAGAAUGGCCAGCUGCUUGCUGUCAGUGAUUCCGCAGGUAAGAGGCCAGUUUGUUUUCCUUUGUCUUUUUCUGCUCUCAUCACUAAUUUACCUCCUCCCUCAAGCCCUGCUCCUGACUUGCGUCAACUUGUGUCUCCUCGGGUGUGUCAUCAUCAUUUGCUGUCAGGUGAGGAUGAGCAGCUCACUUUGAAGCUGAUCAACCGACCCAUGUUGAUCCUGAGAGGAGAGAACGGAUUCAUCUGCCACCACAGGAACUCCAACACACUGGACGCCAGCAGAUCAAUCUAUGACAUUUUCACCCUGCAAUUCAACAAUGGGGCCUACCAUAUUAAAGGUGUGGAUGGCCGGUUCUGGUAUGUGAACAGUGCUGGGCUCGUGUGCUCAGAUGGUGAAGUGCCUGAGGAUUUCUCUCUGGAGCUCCUGGAACAUGGCCGCCUCGCCAUCCGUGGAAGGAAUGGCAAAUACCUGCAUGGAGACCAGGGAGGCACACUGAAGGGAGAUGGACUCAGCCUGAGCAGCUCAGCCCUAUGGGAAUAUUAAUACAAUCCAAAACAGUCCCAAGCCAAGGCCUGACUCUGACUCCUUUCACUGUUAAGUUAAUUCUGUGGCAUUUUGAGGUGAAACACGGUUACUCAUCGGUGAAGAGCCUGUACUGAGGUGGCAACAGACAACUCAGAGAUAACCGACUCAAAUGGGGAGGACAAAGUGCAAGCAGCGGAACUGACCAGCCAAGAAACGUCUUGAUGAAGUGAACAACGUUUUCAAUCAGUUCUUGACCUCAAAACAGAAAAAAAAUAGUGUGAAUGAAAACUGAAGUUUUUGUGUUGUUCUUUUAGAUAUUUUCUUUCCAUUGAGCAUUUACUGCACAAUUUCUGUUCUGAAGCUGAACAACAGAUUUUUUUUGUUUAUCUAUGUUAAAAAAAACCAAUAAAAUAAUAAAAAAAUCCUCUUUCAAUAAAGACUUUUAAAUUUGUGCAGUAAAACCUAUCAUAGGCAUGACAUCCAGUCAGACUUUCUACCACUCCUUAUAGGCAAUAUUGACAGUACUAAUACAGGUGUGUAAUGACACUCAGUCUA